Molecule: messenger RNA, 2105 nt
Organism: Dioscorea cayenensis subsp. rotundata (Guinea yam)
Lineage: Eukaryota; Viridiplantae; Streptophyta; Magnoliopsida; Dioscoreales; Dioscoreaceae
Product: probable WRKY transcription factor 57
Exons: 3
Coding region: 142-1011 (289 amino acids)
Biological process (GO): regulation of DNA-templated transcription
Molecular function (GO): DNA-binding transcription factor activity; sequence-specific DNA binding
Source: RefSeq, a predicted model, not a curated record
AAACAGAGGAUGCAUAGAAGAACAAGGAACCACUAAGAAUUCCGCCACCGCCACCGCCGCAACGACGAAGCUCCGGGAUCGAAACCCUCACCGCAGUCGGCAUCACCAUCGCUGCAUCUAAACCUUUGACGGCCUGGGGUGAUGGAGGAGAAGGGGCGGGCGCUGAGAUCCGAGGCGUCAGGAGAUUCAAGCUGGGCUUUCGCCGGCGAUGGGGCCGGAAUUUCAUCGCCGAGCUACUUCCACGAUGGAGAGAGUAGUCUUUUGAGCGAGUUCGGAUGGAGUAUUCCUCUCGAAUCAAGCGGCGUCUCCGGCAUGGAUCUCAUCGACCCCCCUCCUCCGACCUUGAUCCAUGCCUUGUCACCACGAUCGGCGGCUGGAUCCGGUGAUGCGGCGUCUUCAAGCUCCAGUGAUGACACCGCUCCUCCACCUCCUCCGCCCAGAGGCUCAUCGGAGCCCGGCGAGAAAUCGGCUUCUGAGACGCCAAGUAAAGCGACUAAAAAAGGACAAAAGAGAACACGUCAACCCAGAGUUGCAUUCAUGACUAAGAGUGAUAUAGAUCAUCUUGAAGAUGGUUAUAGAUGGAGAAAAUAUGGGCAGAAAGCUGUUAAAAAUAGCCCUUUUCCAAGGAGUUACUACAGAUGCACAAACAGCAAAUGCAUGGUGAAAAAAAGAGUCGAAAGAUCAUCGGAAGACCCGGGAAUUGUGAUCACAACAUAUGAAGGCCAGCAUUGCCACCACUCAGUCACAUUUCCACGAGGCGGCGGAGCCGGACACAUUCACGGUGCCGCCGCCCUCGCAACUCAACUGGCUACCUCAUCAAUCCCCCACAUCUAUUACCCUCCAAUCUCAUUCCCUCAAAACAAUUCAAUUCAUCCAGUGCAACUCCUUCAACUUCCACAUGAAGAAGUACAUGAUAGUCCUACUUUAAUUGAGAGAGUUUCUGCUAAUUCUCCUCCAACUGAUCAAGGCCUUUUAGGUGACAUUGUUCCUCCAGGAAUGAGAAACAGAUAAGAAUUCACACUCUAAUUACAAGGUAUACUUCUCAUAUAUAUAUAUAUAUAUAUAUGAAGAGUAGGUUAAUUAAUUAAGAAUGCUAACUUGAAGUAUAAGCUUAUAAUUAAGUUUUUAUAAUAUCUGUUUGAUGUUCAUGAUGGUAGUAGAGGUUGCAUUGAAUGCAGAUAUAGACAUGAAUUUGAUCCUCAGUAGCAGUUCAAAGAGUUUCUACCUUUAUUUAUACCUUUUUUUCUUUUUCUUUUUUUUUUUUUAUUAUUUUUGUUUUUGUUGCAUUAAAAUUAGAAUGUAUUAAUUCAGAGUUUCAAAUUGAUGUUUUCCUUCAUUCAUGGUGGUGGUAGUAGUAGUAGUUCUACUGAGCGCUACGUCAUGCUUUGUUGUAACCCUAAUCUUAUUGCCACGUGGCAUCUUGAGAUUUUUUCCCUCGUUUCUCUGUUAUUUUAUAUUAUUAUUAUUAUUUUAUUUAAAAGAAAAACUUAGGGCAUUGAUUGGGUAGAGGAAUGGCGACAAGAACGGCGCGUUGCGUGUUGAAAAGCUUGUCGGUAGCUUACGUCACGCCGGUGAAACCGUGAUUUGAUCUGUACCGUUCGUUGGAUCUGUGAUCAAGUCGACUUGGCCUUUUUCAUUUAAAUUUUAUUUUUUAAUUAUUUUUUCCAGAAAAUAUGAAUAAAAUUAUUUUCCUAAUAAACCUUAAAAAAAUAAAAACCAACCAUAGGUUCAAUUCGAUGGACUUUUUCAUUAAUUAUAUUAAAAUACAUUUAUCUUCUUGAUGUAGAAUGAUGUAGAUAUCUUGUAAAUGAUAUAUCAAGUUAAAACAAAUUUUCUUUUUUUUUUAAAAAAAAAACUAAUAAAGUCUUAUAUGUACAUGAGUAUAACAUUAGUAUUUUUAUUUAAAAUUCAAAUUUAAUAAAAAAAAAGUAUGAUGUCUUGACGAUAUUAAUUUCAGGAGCUCAUUGGCACAAAGUCAUCUGUGUAAAGUGUUUGUCUAGUAAGAUGAGAGCACUAUUGUAUUGAGUAAUUAACUCCAUUUUUUGCAUAUCCGUGACACGUGAUUCGUCUGGAUUCUAUUAAAAAUAGGUGUAAAUAUCAAAAUU